UUUCAGGGUAAUCACUUUGAUCAAUAUGAAGAAGGACAUUUGGAAAUUGAACAAGCAUCACUUGACAAGCCUAUAGAAUCGCAGUUGGCCCAUAUUAGCUAAGCAGCCAUGAUCUGCCCAGUUUUAAAGCCAGGAUAAUAUUGGACACCGCUUACUCCAGAAACAUGGGUGGAAGCUGGGCCAGGGAUUGGGAAAAUCUCUUCAGGCAUUAUGAUCCUGGACUUGUUGUGGUGAUGGUAAACUUAGCAGUGGAAGAACAGAUCCCAUUCCAAUUGUUGUCAAGUAUGAUGUCAUGGGCAUGGGUCGAAUGGAAAUGGAGCUCGAUUAUGCUGAAGAUGCUACCGAACGCCGCCGUGUCUUAGAAGUAGAAAAAGAAGACACAGAAGAACUGAGACAAAAGUACAAGGAUUAUGUCGACAAAGAGAAGGCAAUUGCCAAAGCCUUGGAAGACCUCAGAGCCAACUUUUACUGUGAACUCUGUGAUAAACAGUAUCAGAAACAUCAGGAAUUUGACAACCAUAUUAACUCUUAUGAUCAUGCACACAAGCAGAGAUUAAAAGAUCUCAAACAGAGAGAGUUUGCCCGAAAUGUCUCUUCAAGAUCUCGCAAGGAUGAGAAGAAACAAGAAAAAGCCCUUCGGCGGCUCCAUGAGUUGGCAGAGCAAAGAAAACAAGCUGAAUGUGCACCUGGAAGUGGUCCUAUGUUUAGACCAACCACGGUGGCUGUAGAUGAAGAAGGUGGAGAUGAAGACAAGGAUGAAUCAACUACAAAUAGUGGCACAGGUACCACUGCUACUUGUAGCUUGGGAUCUGAAUUCUCCACAGAUAAAGGAGGCCCCUUCACUGCAGUACAGAUCACUAAUCCCACUGGACUGGCACAAGCUUCUGGGUCAUCCUCUCAAGGCAUCAGCUUUGGCCUUAAGAAUAAUUUGGGGACCCCAUUGCAAAAAUUGGGAGUAUCAUUUUCCUUUGCCAAGAAGGCUCCUGUUAAACUUGAAUCAAUAGCAUCUGUUUUCAAGGAUCAUGCAGAGGAAGGGCCCUCUGAAGAUGGAACAAAAUCUGAUGAGAAGGGUUCUGAUCAAGGACUGCAAAAGGUGGGAGAUGCUGAUGGUAGCGGUAAUCUUGAUGGUAAAAAAGAAGAUGAAGACCCUCAAGAUGGAGGGUCUCUUGCCUCAACAUUAUCCAAGUUAAAAAGGAUGAAGCGAGAGGAAGGAACUGGAGGUACAGAGCCAGAGUAUUACCACUAUAUUCCCCCAGCGCACUGCAAAGUAAAACCUAAUUUUCCCUUCUUACUCUUUAUGAGAGCCAGUGAACAAAUGGAAGGUGAUAAUACUACACACUCAAAGAAUGUCCCAGAAAGCAAAAAAAGUAAUUCUCCCAAGCCUAAAGGCUGUGUUAAGGUGACAGCAAGCCAAGGAGCAGAAAAGGCAGUUAGUGAAGUCUUUGAGCAGCAGAAGGAAGCCACUGUGACUGAGCCCUCAGAGCCUGGAAGCAAACCUGACACAAAAAAGACCACAGGAGGGGAUAUAACUGAGCAGAGUUUAGAAAGUCAAAGUCAAAAGUCUUCAGAGAUCCAAAUGUGUGAGUCUAAUCCUUCUAAAGAAACCUGUCAGGCCACCCCAGCUGGGAAAGAAAGCCAGGAAGGACCCAAACAUCCUACUGGCCCCUUUUUCCCAGUUUUGAGCAAAGAUGAAAGCACUGCCCUCCAGUGGCCAUCAGAACUAUUAAUUUUCACCAAGGCAGAACCAUCCAUUUCCUACAGUUGUAACCCUUUAUACUUUGACUUUAAACUUUCAAGGAACAAAGAUGCCAGGGGUAAAGGGACAGAAAAACCAAAGGAUAUGGGAGGAUCCUCAAAGGACCAGCUCCAAGGCCUUGAUCCUGGUGAGCCAAAUAAAAGCAAGGAAGUAGGAGAGAAUGUAGUACAUUCAUCAGGAGGCAGAAUGGAAGUACCUGCUUCAGGGCCUGCCUGUAGCAGCCUGAACAAACAGGAGCCUGGGGGCAGCCAUGGGUCAGAGACUGAAGAUAUAGGGAAAAGCCUUCCUAGCAAGAAAGAACGAUCUGGGAAGUCCCACCGACACAAAAAGAAAAAGAAACACAAAAAGUCCAGCAAACACAAACGGAAACACAAGGCUGACACAGAAGAGAAAAGCUCUAAGGCAGAGUCUGGGGAGAAGUCUAAGAAGCGUAAGAAACGAAAACGAAAGAAGAAUAAGUCAUCAGCCCCAGCAGAUUCUGAACGAGGACCCAAACCAGAACCUCCUGGAAGUGGUAGCCCUGCACCACCAAGAAGACGGCGACGCGCCCAAGAUGACUCCCAGAGGAGAUCCCUCCCUGCUGAAGAAGGGAGCAGUAGCAAAAAAGAUGAAGGUGGGGGUGGUAGCAGUUCCCAGGAUCAUGGUGGGAGGAAACACAAAGGUGAACCACCAGCUUCAUCCUGCCAGCGGAGAGCUGGCACCAAACGGAGCAGCCGAUCUAGCCAUCGGAGCCGACCCAGUAGUGGAGAUGAGGAUAGUGAUGAUGCUUCAUCACGAAGGCAGCACCCAAAGUCUCCAUCCCAGUAUAGUGAGGAGGAGGAGGAGGAAGAGGAGGAGGAAGACUCAGGCAGUGAGCAUUCCCGAAGCCGCUCACGGUCUGGCCGGCACCAUUCCUCACACCGUUCUUCCAGACGCUCUUACACAAGUAGUUCAGAUGCUUCUUCAGACCAGAGCUGCUAUAGUAGACAGCACAGUUACUCUGAUGACAGUUAUAGUGACUAUAGUGACCGAUCACGAAGACACUCUAAGCGCUCUCAUGACUCAGAUGACUCAGAUUAUGCCAGCUCCAAGCACCGAUCCAAACGACACAAAUAUUCAUCUUCUGAUGAUGACUAUAGCCUCAGUUGCAGCCAAUCUCGAAGUCGUUCUCGGAGUCAUACCAGAGAGCGCUCAAGAUCCCGGGACCGCAGCCGUAGCAGCAGUUGUAGUCGCAGUCGGAGCAAGAGGAGAAGUCGCAGCACCACAGCCCAUAGCUGGCAGCGGAGCCGGAGCUAUAGCCGGGAUCGCAGCCGUAGUACCAGGAGCCCUUCCCAGAGAUCAGGCUCCAGAAAGGGAUCAUGGGGUCAUGAGAGUCCUGAGGAAAGGCGUUCUGGUCGUCGGGACUUCAUUCGCUCAAAGAUCUAUCGCUCUCAGUCCCCCCACUAUUUUCGAUCAGGGCGGAGUGAAGGUCCUGGGAAAAAAGAUGAUGGCAGGGGAGAUGACAAUAAAGGGACAGGCCCACCCUCCCAGAACAGCAAUACUGGCACAGGAAGGGGGUCAGAAAGUGACUGCAGCCCUGAAGACAAGAACUCUGUCACUGCCAAACUGCUGUUGGAGAAGAUCCAGUCUAGGAAAGUGGAGAGGAAACCCAGUAUGAGUGAGGAGGUGCAGGCCACCCCGAGUAAAGCUGGGCUCAAGCUCAAGGACCCACCACAAGGUUACUUCGGGCCCAAGCUUCCCCCUUCUCUUGGCAAUAAGCCUGUUCUUCCACUGAUAGGGAAGCUCCCAGCUACCCGAAAGCCUAACAACAAGAAAUGUGAAGAGUCUGGCUUGGAAAGGGGGGAAGAACAAGAACAAUCGGAGACGGAAGAAGGGCCCUCAGGGAGUAAUGAUGCACCCUUUGGGCAUCAGUUCCCCUCAGAGGAAACAGCUGGCCCUUUAUCAGACCCACCCCCAGAAGAGCCAAAGUCUGAAGAAGCUACUGCUGAUCAAGCUGUGGCUCCACUAGGUACCCCAGCACACUCUGACUGCUACUCUGGGGACCCAACCAUCUCCCAUAACUACCUCCCUGACCCCAGUGAUGGGGACACCUUAGAGUCCCUGGAUAGUGGCAGUCAGCCAGGUCCUGUGGAAUCCAGCUUGCUGCCUAUAGCACCAGACCUUGAGCACUUUCCCAGUUAUGCACCUCCCAGUGGGGAACCUAGUAUUGAGUCAACAGAUGGGGCUGAGGAUGCUUCCCUGGCCCCCCUGGAGAGCCAGCCCAUCACCUUCACACCUGAGGAGAUGGAGAAGUACAGCAAGCUCCAGCAGGCUGCACAGCAACACAUCCAGCAGCAGCUUCUGGCCAAACAAGUAAAGGCCUUUCCAGCCUCCGCAGCCCUGGCUCCAGCAACUCCAGCACUGCAGCCCAUCCACAUUCAGCAGCCAGCCACAGCCUCUGCCACCUCCAUCACAACUGUUCAGCAUGCCAUCCUACAGCAUCAUGCUGCUGCUGCUGCCGCUGCCAUUGGCAUUCACCCCCACCCUCAUCCCCAGCCACUUGCCCAAGUGCAUCAUAUUCCUCAGCCCCAUCUGACCCCAAUUUCUUUGUCCCACCUCACUCACUCAAUCAUCCCUGGCCACCCUGCCACCUUUCUUGCUAGCCAUCCCAUCCACAUCAUUCCUGCCUCAGCCAUUCAUCCUGGACCCUUCACCUUCCACCCUGUCCCACAUGCUGCCCUCUACCCUACCCUUCUUGCCCCACGGCCUGCUGCAGCAGCUGCUACUGCCCUCCACCUUCACCCACUACUUCACCCCAUCUUCUCAGGUCAGGACCUGCAGCACCCGCCCAGCCAUGGCACAUGAAUUGGGGGAUGGGAGUAUAUGUAGGGCCAGGGAAGGUGACCCAAGAUUCUUCCCUUGGGGGUGUUGAGCCAUUAAUACCAGCAAGCAAAAGCUGGGAUGGGCAGUGUCUGACAGCCAAAGAAUAAUUUUGGCUUGCAGGGAAGGGUUUAGAUUUGAGGUUUGCUUUGGGUUAUUAUCAGGGAUUUACCCGCCCCCUUUCCUCCUUUCUAUUUGUCCCUCCCUCUCCUGUGUUUCUAAGCUAGGAAACACCAGUAAGUGCUACCCAACCCUUUGCAGCAAUGUCUCCAAAAUGUCAAAUUUAAAUAGUUCCCUACUCCUUCUACUUUUUAUCCUGUGCUCUUCCCUUCUAUAAAUUUUAAAACAUUUUCCUCCUCUCUGGUGGGUUGUCACCAAAGCACUUGCCAUGGGCCCAUCUGGUUCUGCCUUCUCAGUGCCACAAAGGAAGGCCAAGCGAUCUCUCCAACAGUGAAAGAUCUACCAGAUCCUGUGGAAUCCAGCUUGCUGCCUAUAGCACCAGACCUUGGAGCACUUUCCCAGUUUCCCUGGGUACCUUUGGGCAGUGUCUUUGACUAUCCCUAGUGACAUGUUAUCCCAGGUGAGAUGGAAAGGGAGUCUGACCUGGAACCAGAUGCAACUCAGGCUGCCAUUUGAUCCACUUUCCACCCAAACAGCCACACAUUUGGCACUACUCAAAUCCCUCAUCCCAGAAAAGGCAUCUGCAUAUCUCAGAAAAGAAGAUCCUAUCAUGAAUUGAAGCUAUGCGGAACAUAGUCUCCCGUGUGCUUCCCCAGAGAGGAGCUCAUGUGUCUGAAGGGUAUAUUUUCUUCUGUUGUGUUGAUGUUUCCUUCUUAAUUUAUAGGAUUUUUUAAUGUAAAAAUUGCACUGAACUCUAUAAACGUAAAAUGCUGCUUUUUGUAGCUCAUAUAAAAAGGUUCCAUAUUUGUAGUAUACUGCAAUAAUAUUUUUUACAUCCAGCUCUUUAAGUGAUCCUUGUUCUGGUGGCUUUGUGUAAAUAUGUUUGCCCUAGUUGAAUUAAGAAACUUUAAAGGUUAUAAAAUGAAAACAAAAAAAAAUAAAGUAUUUGUUUUCUGCUAGAUACAAAAAUGACUAAGCAUGUAUAUUUUAUCAAGCUCAUGUAUUUUUUGAAGUUAUGAACUAUAAAAAUGUCAAAACAUUUUUUGCUGGGACAAAAUGUUAGGUAAUUUGCAUUAAGUGGUGCCCCCAGCACUGGGAUUUUUGAGUUAAUGGGCAGCAUUCAGCUGCGGGUGUCAGAGGGAUGCUCAGUUGUGAUGGUCUCCCUCGUGUUCUUUGUUGUUUUACACAGAGAAACAGGUGGACCCUGCAGAGGAAGGGCGAGAUGCAGCUUGAUUCUCUGGAAGCAGUGAGAUUCAUUGAUUAUCUGGGGGGAAUUCCUGGGUUUCCCUGGGUACCUUAUUCCAAGCAGACCAUUUGCCUUCCUAGAACUUAGCCCCUCUGACAAUUUUUUUUUUUUUUAAUGUGCCUUUUGGGUUGGCUAGAAAGUGAAGUAGAAGUAGACCAGAGGGUAAUAGAGUUGGGACAGUUUUCUCCUUUUGUUGGGAGGUGAACACAUUUAUAGAUACCUUUUGCUUCAUAGUUCUAGGCCUUCUACCCAGCUCAGUUUCAGCAGUAGUGGUUCCUAUUUCUGUCUCUCCCAUGACACUGACCAGGGGAAUUGCCGCCUCAGCCCCAUUUCCCCCUCUUCUUGCCUCUUCACCCAGGCUCUCAGCUCUAAUUAACACACGCAAAGGUGCUUGCUUGUAUUGCAGGUCCCAUGUCCUUUGGUGUAGUUAGUGGUUUCCUCUGGCAUUUCCUUACCAAUUCCUGUGGCUAGAAUUUGUUGAGUGGCCACCUGACAGAAAAAAACAAACCAUAUUUACCUGGCCAAGACUCUGCUCCUGCCUUUCUUCUCAAAUUCCCAAAAGAAAAAGGCUUUGAGCUAAUGAGAAGCAAGUGCUAGACAAACAAAGACUCUUGGCUGAACACCGCUUCUUGCAUCCUCAGUGCUCAUCUGAUUCAGAAGUAUCACUUUUUGGAUAGCUAGCACUGGAAAAAUGAAAUCAUCUGUUUGAAGUGAAGGGAUUCAUUUUUCUUUGCUUUCAGCCCAUGUAAAUAUUUAAAUAAUACAGUAUUAACAUUUUUUGUGCUGCUUCCCUUUAGCCUGUAGAUUGAGCCAUACUCUGGCCACCUCUCUGCCUUCCUGGGGGCAGUUUUCUUUAACUUCCAGAAUAGUGAUUUUAAAACCUAAAAAAAAGGAAAAACAAAAUAACCUAUCCUUACUUACAAGCAUAACAGAUUGUAUUGAACUUUAUCACAUAUGAUAGAGCUAUAUAUGCUGUAAAAUGAGGGAAAGGAGCUUUCUAAUAAACCAAU
Messenger RNA from Urocitellus parryii (Arctic ground squirrel), 6970 nucleotides. RefSeq names its product G-patch domain containing 8 (gene Gpatch8). NCBI's taxonomy places the organism in Eukaryota, Metazoa, Chordata, Mammalia, Rodentia, Sciuridae. The record is from RefSeq and is a predicted model, not a curated record. Gene Ontology annotation, molecular function: nucleic acid binding. Gene Ontology annotation, cellular component: nucleus.